AUGUUGCUCGCAUUUUCUAUUGUGCUUUUCGCUGGACUUGCGAAUUCGGCACAACCAAACGACCAAGGGAUUGGUAAGAGAAACCCUUUCUAUAAAUUAUAGUUAUGUACACAUUUUCGGGGCCGUUUAAAAUGUACAGGAGUUACGUCAUGUAGAUUUCCACUUCACUUCUGACGUACUGCACAGAUUUUCCAUCUCAUAGCCUACAAGAACCAUAAAACAAAACACUAUAAUCAAGUGAACAGUUUAAUUAUUAGUAUUUUUUUAUUGGGAGAAACCGAAGGAGAAUCGGAGUUAACGUGGUGCAACUGUGGUCUUUUUAGAGCCGGAUUGUUACGCGUUCGGAAGCCAUCUUGUCAGGUCAAUAAACAAGUUAGAAUGAUUUAUUUAUGAAUAAUUUCCAUAACACGCCGGAAUUGAAAGAAAUAUAUAACCUGUAAACCUUAGGUAGUUGCGAGAGAUUUUACGGACAGCAAAUUUAAGACAAGUACCUCAUUAGAAUAUGCCCUGUCGCGUUUCAGAAUAAACGAAUGAAAGUAUUUCCACUUUUUAUUGGUCCUUUUUAUUGGUCUUGGAACCCAUGACCCAUUAUGGGGUUUUAUCCUUUUUAUCUAAAUCGUAUCUUUCCAUCAAUUGAAUUCCAAAAAUUAAUGGACCAGGACAAUUUGAAACUGUUUUCUGUCUCUUAUUGCUACGGAUGGCAAGGAUAAACAUGGAUUAAAACGUUUUCAAUAUUUAAAUGCUUUGUCUGCAAAAAUCAUCAAAAAAAUAUUAUGGUUAGAGCUCCUUGAAAAAAGUUGUCUGAUAUCUUCUUCAUAACUCCAAAAAGCAUUUUGUGUAUGGAAUGAUAAAAUUUAGGCAGAGAAUUAACAGCAAAAUCCUUGUGACAUUAAUCCUCUUUAUAAGGCAUUUGAUCAAUGAGGCGAUGAAUGGGGGCGUAUUUAGGGGGUAAUUAACAAAGGAUGCAAAACACAGUGCUAGUCGCAAACUUUAAAUCAAGGAGAGGGGACCCUCCUCUUCCUUUCACGUGUUCCCCUCGCCCGGCCCGUUUAACCGGCGCCGGCUGCUACGCAAGUUAUUAAAAACUUGAUUUGAUCAAUUAGAGGGAAUUUAGCACUGAUCAACAGCUUUAACAAAUGACAGGCGUAAACUGAAUAACUGUCUGCCUUAUUGAGGAGAUUUUGCUGAUAUACAUUUACUAAUAAUGCAUGAAAACAGUUCAGGAACACCUCCUGAAACACCUUUGGACUGUUGUGUAUCUUUUGUCUGUAGCCAAUAUUGACGCCAAAUACUGUGGAUGCACUGAAGAUAAUCUCCCACAAUGCGGCUGCUGCGUGGACAUUGAAGAAUUCAACUACACAGGUAAUGACUACAAAAAGAAUUAUUGUACAAUAAUUCUUAACGCAAUGGAUUACUCGGCUACUGUCUUUUUAAUGUGUCUCAGCUUGUGAACUGUUAUGCACGAACUACGGCCCAACUACUGGGAUCGAUUCAAUAUGUAUCGUUCCAAUCUUUCGAGUCAUUGCAGAGAUUGCUUCCCAGCAGAAGGCUCUUUUAGGCUUUUAUCCCGAGGGGGGAGGGGGGGGUACUCCCUUAUAAGGGCUUAUAGGCACGUACGGCCAGCCAGGGUAUGUUUUUCGGGAUUUUUGUCUUAAACAGGGUAUCGAUUUUAUCAUUUUUUGUCUUAAUCAGAGUAUCGAUUUUUAUAAUUAUCAAUUUUUGUCUUAAACAGGGAAUCUUUUUAAAUAGUUUUGUGAUUGCCAUGCAAUGGUUUAAAUUUGGAGUUUCGAUAUUUAUUAUUGUCUUACACGGGGUAUGGUUUCGGGUUAAAUGUCCUAAACAGGGCAUCAAAAAUCGGAAUUCUGGAUCUUAAACAGGGUAGGAAAAUCGGCGAUUUUGGUCUUAAACAGGUCAGGGUAUGAGGGGCCGGGAGGACCCCUCCCCCCCACCGGGUUUUUUUUGUCUACGCUAUACCAGUUAGCUUUUGAUGCCGACAUGAAAAACUAUCCGGUACGGUACGAACAGCAGCGCAACAGAACUGGAACAAAGGCGUUUACACACAUCGAACACCAUGCCAGAGUGGUUGGUCAUGAUGUUUUGGUGCACUAAAUCCCAAUCAUCACUUCUGGGUACAGUCAACUCUCUUACUUCUCGUAAGCGACCACUUCCCGUAAGCGAUCGACAAGUGAAUUGUAACAUUGAUGCAAAAUGUUAUGCACAAAGUUUUAACAGUUCCAAGUGCUAUUCAAAGUAUAAAAUUAUUAACCGUUGUCUAUUUGCCUAAGUUUUAGCUUUUAAGUGAUAACUUUAUGUAAUUAUGUUAACCAGUACAGUCUUAGCUUUAGUUCCUGAUUUUUCCUAUAGGCGACCUCCUCCCGUAAGCGACCACUUUGUCCUGCAACUAGGGUGGUCGCUUACGAGAGAGUUGUCUGUAUUUACUUACAAUCCACUUUCAAGAUCGGUGGGGUGCAGCUUCGCUCCGUUACAGAAAUCGCGUCGAAAUCUCCGUCCUUUCAUGUAUGUGUGAACAGAAUCCCUAUCCGGCGGUUCUCGUGUCGGUGUAAAAGCUGCACGGUACAGCGUAAACAUAUCCUCCGAAAAGGAAUCUUUAGUAGUUCUCUCAAUAAUGAUUUCUACACCGAACACUCAAGGCUUGAAAAAAUGCGUAGUUCUUUUCUAACAGUUAAGACCAAAAAUCUGGGAUUCUUUACCCUCAGAGAUGAGAAACUUACCAAAAUCUACCUUUCGGAAAAAGCUAAGGAGUAAGCUCUUUGAAAUAUUCUCUAAAUCUGAUGACUAUCUUGAAAUCGAUCACCGAAAUCAUGCAUCAACUUAAAUUUAACUAGCUCAGGAACAUGACUUAAUAUAUUCUCUGUGUAGUUCACAUUGUAAUUUAAAUAGCUUAAUUCAUAGUAUAAUUCUUAUUUUACGACAGCUGGUUCUGUUUGAGAAAAUAUUUCUUUUUUUUCCUUUCCUUUUUUUUAAAUUUGUCUCUUCCCCAGCAUUGAUUAGGCUUUUCUAUACGCGGGUAGAAGCUAUCGUGAAUGUUGUAAAUUAUUUGUGUAAAUGAAUGAAUAAAGUUGAAUGAAUUGUUUAGUAGGUACUCAUGAAAUCCUUUCUAUCAUACACUAGCUACUUUUAAAGCCGGUAUGUCAGGAUGACUAGUGCCAACUGGAAAAAUCAUGCGCAUCUUCAUGCGCUACUAAACUGCGUUUAAACUGAUUACUCGUGUUUCUUUUUUUUUUAGUCUGUGCAAACCUGACCUACAUUGAAGCGGAACUGGUGAGUACAGCUAUUGUGUUAAAAGCUGUUUGAAUAAUAGAAGCCUCUUAAGUCCUACCGGGAAAAGCAGUGGCGCUCUAGUGGUAAUUCGCCACUGAAAAAGCGAGAACGAAACUGUACCGAGUAAACUUUUCAGACUUCUGGCUUCUUGGCUUAUGCGCAUGCACGAAAACAAAAAAAAGCUGCUGCCAUUCUCGUUCCCAGAGCUGAGCUUCAAUCCCAAGUUUUGGUCAGCGUAUAGGACCAAAAGGAUUGAAGCUCUGGGAACGAAAAUGCUUAAUAAUUAACUAAUUAACUAAUUAGCAGAAAUCUAAGUCAUAAGUGCUGGAAAUCUCUUUUCCAGCUAUUCCCAUGCUGGCCGAAAAACGGUUCAAAAAGAAGGAUUUGGUCCAAAAUGAGGUUUUUCCUAAAAAUAGGCUGACGGCAAAGAGUUAAUUAACGUCUAACUAUUGAAUUGGUCAAAUAUUCUUGCAAGGACAAAAAAGAUACUAAUUAAGGUUAUAUUUAAUAACUUUUCAAUGCAUUUGUACAAAAUUCCUGUCACCUCCGUGUUUCAAGAUUCUUAUAGCGGACAGUUUCAUUCCGACAAGUUUUUCAAAACUGGAAGUAACUAGUAAAUAGAUUUGUAAGUCUUAAAUUUCAAACAAAUUAUCAACCUUUACUUUAAGAUCUUUUGUUCUACUUCAAAUCGAGGUUCCUUUGCAGCUGAAUACCUUUUAUCAUUAAGAAUGGCGUUUUUACACGUUUGUCCAUUUAAAUACUGAAACUCCGAAAUAUUCAGCAGUAAUAAACUCGAAAAUAUAAAGCACAGUACAACUGUGAAGUGCUGCUUAAUAGGUUUCAAGGUUGCAAGAGGGAAUUAUGUUCACUAAUUCCACGUACUAGACUUCAUAUCUUUGUGACCUUAACAGUGCAGAGGCGAUUAAAAUUGACGUACGGGUAAUCCGAAAUAGGUUGAGUGCAAUUUGUAGUUUAUAUUAUAUAUCGGCGAGGCACUCCUCUCCAUCAAUGCUAGUAGCUACGCAGAUUGGACGUUCUCGGGAGGAUUGUGUUCAAGCAGACAUCUACGCAUGCAGCCGUAGUGAUCUCGAUAGCACUCCGGGGCUGCAUCGUCUCCUGGGAAUUUUUGUCUGCACUUGUAAUGUUUAGCAUUGCAGUCACGGCAGCAGUCGAAAAGAUACAAGCAAAGCCAAGUGCAUUUGUCAUUUCUGUUGAACGCAACCGUAGAUGCUAAAACACAGUCGCCUGGCUUGCGUUGGAAUUGAAAAAAGCUCGCGUUUUUCUGUUGAAAAAUGAAGAGAAAAAGACUAAGGCUUAAAUUAUCAUAAUUCCACAGAGAUUUUGAACAUCGUAAAAUAAUGCAGUUUAGUGGCACUAUAAGUUUAAUUUAUUUAUGUGUCAAGAAGGGUGCUUAUUCCAAGAGGGCGCCUAUCGGUUUUUGAUAAUGUAGGCCUAAAGACGACUUGUUUAAAGUAAGUAAAUCAAGUUCAUAUUUCCUCACAAAUUUAUAAAAGUUUAACUGUCCGUGAAAAUUAACGCUCUCAUAACGCUUGAUUAACCUCGUUAAUAGUGCUCUCAUUAAAUUUGCGUCCCUCUUUAAACACUUCCCUCGCCUUACUAUUGAUGGCCUUAACAGUAACAAGCCAGUUUUAGAAGCCUAACUGAAGAUAUUAAAAUUAAGAAACCGCGCUCACCGUUAAAUACUCAGGUACAUUCAACUUAUCGCACUCUUGUUCGCAAAUGGACAAGCAUUUUGUAGACUCGUCGUGCUCCACAGGGACGGAAUCCUGUACGAACCCAAAACUGGUCGUAGCCCCCAGAAAUUUCCUGUGUCCAGGUUGAAAGAAUCGCCGAACAUAUUCUUCCGAGGUUAUGGAAUUUACCACAGCAAUGGCGAGUGGGACUGUCAGAAUGAAAGAGCAUGACUUCAUAGAGGUCUUCAUAGCGAGUUUGUUGUUUGGCGGCACAAACUCGGACGAUUAGUCAAUAACAAUUCCACCUUUUUUGGCAUUGCGUCUUUAUGUACUUAUAUUUCUUUGUUCGCCUUUGAGUGAGCAACAAACAAUUGGAGCAAAUUAAAGGCUUACUUCUUAACUCCUAAUCCGCAGUGUUUAGAACAUUUUGGUGAAUUUAUAGGUAGAAUUUUAAAGAUUUCAAACUAUAUAUAUUUUUGCAAUCAAAACUUAAAACCCAUCUUUUGAGAACAUAAUGCCCAAUGCAGUCUAAAGAGCUAAAAUUUGUAAAUGGUCCAACACGUACAUGUUGUCUGUUUAAUUCAGUUCAGUUUUUUCCGCAUAACUGCAUCCCUUGAUAACAUAUCGGAAGUAAUAUCUGUCAAAACGUAGGAGCAUUACGCCUGAUUUGUCCAGAACGAAAACAAUAUUUGAAUGCUUGGUUUCUCGUCCAAACAAUUGGGGUGGAUAAGAAUUUUUAAUAGUUGCUUAUAAAGUUUAAGUCCACUCAAAAUAACGUCGGAAACAUGAAGUGAAUUCAUGCGUUUAGGUCGGCUUGCUUCACAAUAUAUAUGGUAUUGAGGUAUUUACUUUAAGCUCUCACAAAGGGAGAGCAAACAAAACAAAGAAAACCAAAAAGUUGAUACUAAAAACAAAUUUCAGUUCAUUUGUAAACCUUGAUUGCGCAAACUAAAUUACCAAAGGAACUUUGUGGAGUGUGAUAAACGCGUGCUUGCCAAAAAAUAAAGGCUGAUUUAAAUUGCUUCGCGUACUAGCUAAGGAUUUUACAAGUUCGACACUCCUUUCUCGUUGCAAUAAAGGCGGGCUAUCACUAUGGCACGUUUUUAUGGUACGCAAGGUGGGACAUGUUGCUAGGGACAAGUUGCUAGGGAAGUAAUCGUUUUAAGCCUUUUCAAGAAUAAACCCUAUUAUGGGGACAGUUUAACCAACAGCCUUGUUAGUCAUGUUGCAAGAAAAAUGCCUCUUUUUUAAUUUGCUCGUCAAAAAAAUGACCACGGUUUAUCCCAUUAAAUACCUGCGAGCUAAAAGGGCGUGUUUUUGUACCAGGACAUUUUGCAAGGCAGCCUUUAUAAGCUGCUUCGCUUUACUCUUGUACAUAAAUGGACACAUUCUGAGAGUAUUGAAUCAAAAGCUCAGAGCUCUUUUGGACAAUACUAGUACCCUUAAGAGCGAAACUAACAACGAAAAAACAAAAUAAAACAAUUUUUCAGAAAAGGUCACUAAGUUCUGCACCUGCUUAUCAGGGGUUCCUCUCGCACCAAAGGAAAAGUGCCGAAUCAAUAAAUAAUUAAAAGAUCCCGUGUAAAAGGACGUUCAUGUACGAUUGUGCUUGAGUACUGCCAAUUGAAAAAAAGAUUGACAAAAAUUAUAACUUAAUUUCCUCUGUUUUUGGAACAUUUAGUGACUAUUGUAAAUUUCAACAUUUCGACACCUUUUGGAAAGAGAACAAUCGAUAGAUCAAUAGAUCAACGUUUCUUCUGUCUAAGAGACAAUUCAUUCUUUAAACCCGAUGGCACGUAUAAGGGCUUGUUGAAUCCCGCUAAAAGUGAAACCGGCGUGAACUUCAUUUACACAAGAGAUAAUAAGUAUUUUAAUGUGUACAUUUUUUGCCAUCUUUCUUAUAUUUUAUCUCUUUGUGAUUCGUUCUGUAGCUGCAAUAAUUUUGCUUUUGUUUACACUCUUAACCUAGGAUUUUAAUUUUUGUUCAGUAAUGUACAUCAACUGAGUUGUCAGCGCCUUUGUCAUCAAUUUCUGUAUGUUUACUUUUUUCAGGGAAUUCGGUUUACUCUGAUGGUUAAUGGUGAAGUGUAUAUCAACGAAACGCUGUCUGGUAAGAUGAGCUUUUUUGAACUUUCCCUGAAGAUCCUCAAUAAACAGGUCAAUGAUAAGUGAACCCUUUACCAUGGUUUAGUAGAGGAGAGAUUUGAAAAGGCAAUGGAGAGAAGAAGAGAGAGGAGAAGGGCUUUCCUCUUUUUCUCCCCUUCUGCUUUCUUCGUCCUUUGACGUCUUCUCCCCUUUCCCCAUAGGAAAACCUCAUAGUCAGGUUACAGUCGGUACUCGUCACAUUUGUUGAAACACCUGUCACGGUACGCCCUCCCCAAUGUUGAUUCACGUAUCACCUAUUUGCAAAUAAACGCGAAUCUCGACAUUAGGGAAGGACAGAGGAAGUAUACUCGGGCGAAGGUAGAUGACAAUGAGUGACAUGAAAAAUUUCCUCAGUUUCAGUCUGCUAUGUCAGUCAACGAAAUUUGACGAUAUUGUCAGUAGUAUAUUGAUAGUGUAGUGACUAAUUCAGCUUGCGUAGCAAGUAGCAAGCAUUUCCUUGCUUCUUAAGAAAGUUUGUCUCUUUGCAGGUUAAUUGACUAAUAACAAUUUGUGUUCGGGACACAAGCAGACCUCAGAACCACAAAAUAAUUACCGUUUGUCCCCGCUGUUGAGAUUUUUCUUCUAGUGGCCUUUUUAACGCAGCUCGAUAACAUUCCACAAACAUGUUAAUUGUUCACGGCUUUUUUAAUUUCACAGUACGUCAUUUAUUAUGGAUAAUAUUAAAUGAUCAAUGCAUUGAAAACAGAAAGUUACUUGCCCAGGAUCUUUGCAAAUUUGCUUAAUAUACGGUACAAAGCAAUCAACUCCUUUCUCGACAAACCCCGUCUAAAAUUCUCGAGAAUUAGCGGCAAAUCCGGGGAUUUUCCUGAGAAAUUUUGUGCAGGUAGAGUCGGUCUCCUCCAUUCUUCAGUCACCUUCUUUGAUUUUCUAUACGAUGGACUCCCCUGUAAAACGGACACCUAGAGCUGGUCCCUGCCGUUUUUCAGUAUUUUUUCCUAACUCUUUAUAGAUGGACAGAAUGUUCCUGGUGAAAUUUUACUGUAAGAUCGAGAAGAACCCCUGGGGACUUACUCUUACCGAACCAGUUCCAGAGGCAUUUGAAUUCCCUGCUUCCGAUUGGCCAAAAGAAUAAUUUCUCGAUCUUAUAGUAAACUUUCACCAAGAACAUUCUAUCUUCCCGACUAGCUGCUCCUGGAUCUCCGAGGAUGAGAUGGCCCCUGCCAUUCUUCAUUCUCCUUCUUUGACUCUCUAGAGAGAAUUGACUGCACAUGAAAAGGAAAAAUACUUUCUUUUCUUUGUACACAGGAAGAAACCCCCCUCCCUUGUGCCGCGGGGUCAUAGACGUGGCCGAUUUCUGUGUUAAAAUCUACAACGUAUCCUACGAAGAGGGCAAUUUUGGUGGCUGCUUAGAGUUAUACGCAGAUUUUGUGGAGCGAGUCUUUGACCUGAAGCUUGGCUGCUGGUAUCUAGACGAUCAGGUUGGUAGCUCUGUGGCUGAGGACAACAUUACUGAGGAGCCUGUGGACGAGAGAGUUAAUCUCCGCUCUCUUUUCAAACUCAGCAACAGUGCAAAGGAGCGAAUCUUUAAUGAGAUGAACAAGUGGUCCGACAUAGACGGGGAUUUGGGUGUUUCGAAUGGCAUCCACAGUGAUCGUCUUCCCGUGGAGGCUUCGGUUGAAGAAUUUGAGGAAACAAAUGAUAGUUUUUAAUUUCAUGUGACAGUAUAUUCGUCACUUUCUUAACUGUGUAGUUUUUUUGAUCGAUGUGCACGCUCGUAGUACUAGUCACUCAUUUUCUUAAAUCCCGAUCUAUAACUUGUAGUCUUCAGAGUGUACAACUAUUAGGCUCCGUUAAAGAGAAAGUGCCAUAAAGAUUUAGUAGACCAUAUCCAUGAAAUCCUACAUAAUUGUGUUAAUGGAAAAUCAAACAAGCUAGUGGCAUAGUCUUACAAAAAGUGGGUCGGUAAUACUACAUAAAAAAUUGUUUUUGACCAAGAUCAAUAGAAAGCAAGAGGACCAAAACUUGCAAAAGUCAAGCUGGCUUUUUCAAGCUUGGAUAAGGUU
This is a messenger RNA of Porites lobata, 9145 nucleotides long. The record is from the annotation of a GenBank genome assembly. Lineage: Eukaryota; Metazoa; Cnidaria; Anthozoa; Scleractinia; Poritidae.